Messenger RNA from Abrus precatorius (Indian licorice), 920 nucleotides. Its product is annotated as peptidyl-tRNA hydrolase, mitochondrial. Bases 1 to 654 code for a protein of 217 amino acids. The record is from RefSeq and is a predicted model, not a curated record. Gene Ontology annotation, molecular function: peptidyl-tRNA hydrolase activity. NCBI's taxonomy places the organism in Eukaryota, Viridiplantae, Streptophyta, Magnoliopsida, Fabales, Fabaceae. The transcript has 8 exons.
AUGCUUAAUAGAUUAUGUAAGCGUUGCUUUUGCACCCUUACUCCGCAUCCUUGGCUUUUUGUGGGGUUGGGAAAUCCUGGCGACAAAUACAAAGGAACUAGACACAAUGUGGGAUUUGAGAUGAUUGAUGCAUUUGCCGAGUCACAGGGCAUUCCUAUGAACACCGUACAUUCCAAAGCCAUUUUUGGAAAAGGUUUUGUUGAUGAAGUUCCUGUUUUCCUUGCAAAGCCUCAAACUUACAUGAAUCUGAGUGGUGAAUCAACAGGACCACUGGCUGCUUAUUACAAGCUACCUCUUAAUCAGGUGCUUGUGUUCCACGAUGACAUGAACUUGCCAUGUGGGGUGCUUCGUCUUUACGACAAAGGGGGUCAUGGAAGUCACAAAGGGCUGAAGAGUGUGAUCUGCAACUUCAGAGGAAAUAAAGAGUUCCCUCGGCUAAGAAUUGGGAUUGGUAGGCCUCCUGGGCAAAUGGAUCCUAAAGCAUUUUUGCUUCAAAAGUUUAACGUAACAGCUAGACAGCGGAUUGAUGAGGCUUUGCAAGAGGGGGUCGAUGCCUUGAAGUUCCUUUUAUCUAAAGGUUUGGCAGAGAGUGCCAAAAGAUUCAACAAAGAACAAAAGUAUAAGCACUUAAGAGUGCAGACAUUGCCAGUCUGAUAUGAUUCCAUGAAGGCAAGUUGCAUCUUAAGUAUGACCAGUUCCUCGCUUUGUAGGUUGCGAUACAUUAUAUAAAACUUGAGUUUGAAAACGUUAUGGAUGUGUAAAAAUUAGCGAUAGGAAAUUGGCUGAAUUUUGUAAAUGUUCCUGAGAUACAUAUAGCUUUCUGAAUGGUUUUUGACCAAUUUGUUUUCCUUCGAUUUGUUUUGAUUUGGAUAUUGUCUCUAACUGUAUUGGGCAUUUGUGCAAACGCGAACGCACACUGA